UGGUCGUGCUGAUGUAUGUUUCCGUUCAAGAACUACAACCAAUUUCCAGGAAAUAACCUUGAAAGUUGAAAUAGAUGGGUAUAAGGAGAAAAUCCAAUUAUCGUGUAGUGAUAACAACGGGUGAAAAAUCGGGAUGGAUUUUUGUUCGGGAAAAAUCCCAAACAACAUACAUACCUCAUUCUCGGGCAAAUAUCUCGCGAUGAUUAAGUAUUUUGUUCGGGCCUUGGACAACAAUUUGAUUAUUGACCGAAGUAUUUUUCUUAAUGGACCCAAUUCCUUGUUUAAUAACAACGAUAAUUUUUUAAAUUUAUCUUGAAAAAAACAAGCAACUAUAACCGGGGAAGCAAAGGCCGCUGAGAAUGGGAACAUUGCGCAACUGUUUUAUAGCUCCUUUCCAAACUCCACUCUCUAUUCGCAUAAAAACCAGAGACAGAAUACCUUUGAUUCCUUGGAGAAAUCUAAUCAUUAAAGCGACAGCGAUGGAUUCCUCGGAGACAAAGGCGUAUUACCAGAACGUGGUCGUAAUGAGGCACGGCGACCGUUUGGACAACUUCGAUGCCAAGUGGGUGCAGACGGCGGAGAGGCCAUGGGACCCACCGCUUACACAAGACGGCUUGGCCAGGGCUUUUCGUACCGGCCGUACGUUUCGUACCCACCUACCAUUCCCGAUCCACCGAGUGUUUGUCUCCCCCUUCCUCCGCUGCGUCCAGACCGCCUCCGAGGUUGUCGCCGCCCUUUGUGCCGUCGAUGACAAUCUCAAUGCCAAGUCAUCCACCGACGUUGUUUCCAUCGACUCAUCAAAAGUCAAGGUUUCUAUUGAGUAUGGACUGUGUGAGAUGUUAAGUAGAGAAGCAAUUAGGCUUGAUGUAGCGCCCAAAGAUGGAAUCUUUCGUUUCAAUGUUCCACAGCUUGAGGCUUUGCUACCAAGUGGCACAUUGGAUCAUACCGUGGAACCAGUUUAUAAAGAGUUGCCACGAUGGGAAGAGACCGUGAUGGGGACGAGGACUAGAUAUGAACAAAUUAUAAAGGCACUGGCGGAUAAAUACCCCUCUGAAAACUUGCUGUUAGUUACUCAUGGGGAAGGUGUUGGGGUUUCGGUUUCUGGGUUCUUGGGGGACGUGACUGUCAUUGAAGUAGGUUAUUGUGCUUAUUCAGAACUAAGAAGACCGAUCUCUUUCAAAGAUGAGUCAUUCACUGCUGGAAACUUUGAGGUGCUUACGAAAACUGACCAGACUGGCGUUACUUUCAUUUUCGACGAGCAUCUUUAAUAAUGUUUCAAUGGUAAUGUCAUUGAUUCUUUGGGUUGAACCAUGAAGAAGAUGACUCCAGUUUCAUCUCAAGCAUGUCUCAGCCUUCCUCUUGAUGCGUCUGCUUUUGUUUGCAUUAGAACUUUUGUAUCAAUUCUUAAGACCUUUGAUUGAACAAAUAAUCAGUUUUACUUCAUGACAGUCUUUUUCUUCCCCUGUUUUGUCUGCUAACAGUGUGAAUUGAGACAAUGAAAGUGAUGGAGAUGAACCAAUUCUGUUUUUUCUUUGGAUUAUGAUAUUGAAGCUGUUGAUUCAUUGCGAAAAGUUGUAGUCUUGAUGCGGAUAUGUACUUUAGUCGGCCCAACAAAUUAGCACGUGAAUUAGAAGUGGACCAGCUAUUGGUUGCUGGAAAGUGUCUUUAGUCAUCCUUUUAAGAAAAAGAAACAGAAAAAGAGAAGGACCUCCUACAACUAGAAACAGAAAUAAUAUACAAGGGACAAGUCAACUUUGUGGCUGAAGAAACUAGUUAAAACGUUAAACUUAAGACAAAUUUUUAAUCAUUGAAGCGUGGGUGAGACAUUAUCCCAUAAGAUUAUAGCUGCCUAAUUUCCCUCUCUCACAGUGAAAGCCUGUAACCUUCAAAAAAACUUGGGCCUGAAG
Durio zibethinus is the source of this 1907-nucleotide messenger RNA. RefSeq lists its product as uncharacterized. The record is from RefSeq and is a predicted model, not a curated record. Lineage: Eukaryota; Viridiplantae; Streptophyta; Magnoliopsida; Malvales; Malvaceae.